This is a messenger RNA of Drosophila elegans, 5853 nucleotides long. RefSeq lists its product as uncharacterized. Gene Ontology annotation, cellular component: cytoplasm. Bases 814 to 5256 code for a protein of 1480 amino acids. Gene Ontology annotation, molecular function: protein-folding chaperone binding; ATPase inhibitor activity. NCBI's taxonomy places the organism in Eukaryota, Metazoa, Arthropoda, Insecta, Diptera, Drosophilidae. The transcript is spliced from 7 exons. The record is from RefSeq and is a predicted model, not a curated record.
AUUGUUUGUGUUUGUGAUUGUAAAUAAAGGCCAAACAGUCAGUGGGAGACGUUUGGACCAACCUUUGGGCCUGGCCAGAAUGUAACACCUCGAAAAAACAAACAGUUAAAUAAGAAGGUUUUUAUUUAUUUUGUUCUUCGUGUAGUUAUUUUGAUGUACUAUUUUGUUAAAAAAGAGAAGGUGGAAAAGUGGAGAGCGGAAGUGGGAAGUGCGAUGACUGACAACAAAAAAGUGUGUAUUGGCCAAAAGAAGCUCGGCAGCAACAAAAAGACCAUUCUCACCCACACGGCGCUCUUUAAACGCUACCUCUCUUUCUCUCUCUCGCUCACACACACAAAUUAAAACGACUGCGACGCGUCGUCUCUUGCAAACUUUUUAAAGCGGACGCCAGCGAUAUUCGGUUCUCAUUUCGAUGUGGAUCGGUAAAGAACCUGUGUCGUUUCCGCCGCGAUUCGCAAAAAAAACACAUAAAUAGCCAUAUAUAUUUUUUGCUCAAUCAAAUAAGCCACUGCGGUGUGUGUAUGUGUCUGUCUGUGUGAACAGGAAGAGAUCAAAUAGAUCAGAAGCAGUGCAAGAAAGAAAAGUGCAAAGCGAAAGUUUUGUUCGUGCAGCAUCCGCCAUCUCGCUCGGGCAGGCGCGCGUGUAACGGUAAACACCUCUCACUCACUCGCCCCAACAACACAAAACAUCACAUUCCAAGGAAAGCGAAAAGUGUGUCUGUGUUUAGUUUCCAUUCAAAUAAAUUCAAUAUUCGAUUUUGAUUUCCAUUGGCCAGAUGUGUUUAUUAAAUGAUUUCGCACACUGUGUGUUAUUAUGGCCCUAUUGAAUAAACUCUUCUUUCCGUCGGCAACACCAACAACACCCGCGAAUUUAGCGGCUGCGCCCACGCUUACCGCGGCGUCCGCAGCAGCAGCCGCGCUAGUUAAUAACCAAACAACAGCAACUACAGGAACAGCAACAACAACAUUGCCGGCACGUACAACUCACGCCUCUGCCGGCGUCGCUGCCAGCGUAUCUGCCUCUGCCGGCAAUAGUUCGUCGUCCGCAAAAGCUACAAAACAAACUUCGCGAAAUUAUCUAAGUCGAUUCCCCUUCGAGGGCAGCCAAGUGCGAAUUCUGCUCUACAAAGAGGAUGACAGUCGGCGACUGCUCUUCGACUCGAAUGCCCUGCAAAAGGUGACGCACAGGGACACAUCGGCCACAUCCACAUCCAUAUCCUCCUCAUCAUCCUCUACGAGUGGCGGUGGAAAGUUCCUCAAAAAUGAAAAGUACACGUCCCUCCAGAACGGCAAAAUCCAGGCCAAGGCACAUUCCACCAAUGGCAGCAACUUCAUCGAGGUGUGCGCGGAGUAUGGCUAUAAGCACAAUCGACCGUCUGGAGCGGACAUCACACCGCUGGGCGAGAUGGUGUUUGGCUCGCUGCCGAUGUCCUUUUGCGGAACGGCUCUCAAAGUGCACUGGCUGCCGGAACCGGCCAGGAUCCUGUGCUCCCAGGUGUAUUUGACGCCGACCAAUAAUGGAGGAUCCGGAUCGGGCCACUCGCCCUACUCCACGCUCUCUACGAACAGCCUGGCGACGCCGCGCAGCUCGAUUUGCAGCGAACACGGCUCCAUGGACGGCCUCUCGAUGAACUCGUUCUCGAUGCCGUUCAGCGUGAGCGUGGGCCGCCAGAUGAGCCUGACGCCACCGCUGGAUGUGCCGGCGGCGGCAGCGGCGCCGGCCGAUCAGCAGUCACUGUCCGUACAGUCGAUCGACUCGAGCGGACCGCGCUUCUCCUCCACGUACAGCACGGCCACGGAUUCGGGCUACUCGGCCAGUGGGAGUGGCAGUGCGAAUGGCGGCGAUCAGUGGUCCUAUCAGUACUCAUCCACGCGCAGCAGCUUGGGCAGCGUCCUCUCCGACCAGUCGGAUGCGAUGCGGAAGCUGAGCAUGGACUCGACCUGCUACACGGGAUCCUCUCCCUACCUGGACGGAUUUGCCAGCGAUGGCUGUUUGCAGCGAAGAAUCUCACGCAAUUUGCGCACCUCCUUCGAGAACGAGCAUUCCAAGAACGAUUUUAUCGGCUUCCUCAGCGACAACUACGCUGUGGUGGCCUCAGCAGGAGGAGCAGGCGGUGGAGGCGGAGGAGCAGGUGGUGGUGGUGGUGGCAGUGAGGGCGGAGGAAUGGCUCCACCGCAGUACAGGAGGGCCAGCUACUGUGCGAACGAGUCGCGCAGCAAUCCGGAAAUGGGCCGGAGGCAGGCCAACCUGCGGCGUCGGGCGAAACUGGGACUGGCCGUGUGCAUCUCAAUGAGCGAGUCCUUCGAGGAGGAGAUGGAGCUGUUCUGCAGCGAGCAUAUCGCCCUGCUGGAAUCUAUGCUUAGUCGACUGAGAGCCAGCACGGAGCACGCUUACAUCAACCAUAAGAAUUUUCUGCAGAUCAUGUUCCAGGCCUGGCAGGAUGCGCAGCAAUGGUUUAGCGAUCUCUUCACCGCCCCGCGCAUCAAGACGCCCGUCUGGCUGAGCAUCACCACCAGCGGCAGCAAGUACUCCAAGAAUGUGGCCGAGAGAUUCAUCAAGGAGCUGUGCGACCUCCUCUCCUUCGCCGACACCAAGGACUCCAAUUUCUUCAUCAGCACCAUGCUGACGGGGAUUCUCACUCACCACCUGGGCUGGGUGGCCACCGUGUCGGCCUUUAACAGCGCCGGCUCCCGGCGAUCGGAGUCCUCCGCCUCGGCGGCGGCCAUUGAACAGCGCGCCAAGCUGCUCCAAGUGGCCCAAAAGCAUCCGUACAAUGCGCUGUGGGCGCAGCUGGGCGACCUCUACGGAGCCAUCGGUAUGCCGCCCAAGCUGGCGCGCACCAUUGUCUGUGGAGCCGAGAAGCUCUGGGUGGAGAAGCUGCUCAACGUGCUCACCUACUUCAUCCGCUGCAGCGAGGUGCGGCGAGCGGCCAAGCGGGAGGAUUUCAACAAGCAGCUCAUCAACGACUUGGUGGCCCAGAGCCACCACACCCAAAGUCAGGCGAGUAACCAGGAGAGGCACAAGAGUCCACCGGCGCAGAUGCGCGGACUGAGCAGGACGGCCACCUGCAAGCAGAAUCUGAAUGCCAUUGCCGACGAUGCGGAUGACGAGAAUGGCGAACUGAAUGGCUAUGGUGGGGCGAACGAGGAUGGGGAGCAGACGGGGAUGGGGAUGGACUCCGGGUCGCUGGACGCCAGCGAUGGCAUGCAGACGCUGAAGAAGAACGAGAUACCCACGGUGUUGGCCUUCCGGGACUCGCACUUUGUGCAGCAGGAGCUGCGUAUCGGCAACUAUCUGAUGGACACGGGCAUUGACAAGAAGACGCUGCUGGCGCGACAGGCGCAGAAGUACUUUCGCACUGGCAAGGACGGCCGGAUCCGUUUAACAGUGACCACGCCGGACAACGUGGAGCUGUGCAUGGAGGAGGAACAGUCGAGCGGCACUGGCUCAGUGAGCACUGGCUCCGUGGACGAUGGUGCCAUCGAGGCCAUCGAAUAUGACGACAGCGUGGAGGCGCCGCCGAAGAAGAACUUCUUUUGGAACAUGGUGCCGGUGGCGGGUGUGAAGGAGGGACUGAGUCUCAGCGACCUGGCCAAGUUGCAGCAGGGUAUCCGGAUCAUCAAUCGCAAGCUGGAGCGCCGGAGCAGCAGCUACUCCGUGGAGGGUAAUCCCGACCAGCAGCAGGGCAAGACGGGCGGAGCAGGUGACUUCGAGCCCCUCAGCCACGAGAGACGCGCCUCGCAUUUGUCGCUCUCCGAUCUGAUCACGCAAAACAGCAUGGGUAAGAGCGAUCGCAUGACCUGGGGCAUUGAGCCCAUCAAGGAGAACGUGAGUUUGGAGGAGCAGAUCCACUUUGAUCACUGCCACAAGCUGAUCGAGCGCGAGCACGGCAUCUGCCGUCAAACAUCGGCCGAUAAUGGCAACGGUGUGGUCUUUGUCCUCGGCGACAAUGAGCCGCUGAUCAACCUGAAGAAGAGCAACGAGGAUCUGAGCGGAGAUAACGAUGCCAAGCCCACCUUGGCGCUGUGUGCGCAGCAUCAGCGCACCCACGACCGGAGUAAGCACUCGGGCAUGAAGUUCAACUUCGAGCAGUAUCCGCAGAUAGCCACCAACUACAUGAAGAGCAAGAACCUGCUGAUGUCCAACUACGAUCUGCUGAUGGACAAGGCCACCAAGCUGGAGGCCAGCGAGGCAGCUGCCCUCAAGGGCAGCGAUAGCACGGCCACGCUGGCGGCCAGCAGUAGCUCCACGGCCGCCCUGCCUCCGCCCGCCACUCCGGUGGCUGCGAAUAGCGAACGGUGCGUGGUGUGCAGCAGUGGUGUGGCAGUGAACGCCUCAGCCACCUGGAACCAGACGCCCUCCAAUGCCACCGAGCUGGAGUUUGAGACCGAUGAGGUGCACUGCUAUAAUCAGACUGCCAACGGCAAUGGAUCCAACUCUAAAGCACUGCAGUCCGUGAACUCGGCUGCCUCCAUAGACACCCUCAAGUCGGCAGUUUCCGUUGAGCCACUGAGUCCAGCGAAGCCAACUCCGUUGCAGACCACAUAUAUGCGCAAGCAGCAGCCCAAACGGGUGCCCUCCGGACGCAGUUCCGUCUCCUCGGUGGCCGCCAAGUGUGCGGCGGUCAAUGUGACCCAGCAGCUGCUGAAGCUGCCUGUUCCGGGCGUCAAGGAGCUGCCGCAGGACGACGACUCUCCGGGCGAUCAGCUGCGGGCCGGCUUCAUUCCGUCGCUGCUGCUGAGCGUCAGCGAUCACUACGUAUCCGACAUGGUACUACAGGGCACUUGUGCACCGCCAAAUAAAUGGGAAAUGCAUCUGCGCGAGGAUCUGGCAUUGGCAGCGCGUUCCGCUUCACUCAUCUCGCAGCCGGCGGAGAACAUAGCCAUUGUGGCGGACAUGGACAAGUGGGAUGUACGGCUCAUCUCGUCGCAAACGCAGCAGUUUCCCUACGCCGGCGGACAGAGCUCGCCGGUGGGCAUGUCCCAACUGGUGUCCAGCAUGCUGGAAACCGUCCAGGCCAUGCAUGCAGGCGGAAUACCCGCCUACGAGUGCCUGUCGUUUCUGGAAUCAAAGCUGCAGGAAAUCUAUCUGCAAUCGGAAACGUUGGCAGCCUUUCUGCUGGAAACGGAUCCGUGCCGACUGAGCGACAUCACCAAUCCGCUGCAGCUCUCCGAAAACGAUGUGCCGCUGCUGCUGUCCAUCGCCUAUAUACACACGCCCAAGAUCAGCCGCAAGUGCGGCAUCAGCUUCAGGUGACAGGCUGUCUGCGUCUGCUGAGCCUGGACAUUGCCAAAAACCGAGCUCUUCUCAUGCAUCAUCCAAAGCGAAACAAGCAAAUACUCCAGCGAAUUUUAUUUUCACUGAUUUUGUGAUAUAUUUAUACGUGUAUGAAUCUAGCGCUUUAAAGCAGGGUACGUUAGUGAGCCAUAGCUUAGCCUUAGCCCUCGAAACAAACCGAUCGGUUCAAGACUUUUAUUCAUCGAAAUUUACCACAUCCACUCAUCGCGGUCACAUGAAGAAGUAUUGUAAAUUAUCCGGGUUAGAAUUAGCCGGGCCAGAUUGCGUUGGCGAUGGCGGUGACGAUGAUAAUGAAGAUUCCGACUUAGCAGCGCACUCGAAACGCUCUGCUAUCGGAUCGAUCGAUCGCCAAAACAUAUCUUGCCCCGCCCCACACUUGUAUAGUGCUUGAUUUAGAUUUAAUAAUUUAUGACAACAGUAAUGUAAUCGUAGAACUAAUUGUAUAAGUUUACAAUACCAUAGGGACGGAGUGCAGCUACUAAAUUAAUAUAUAAUAUAUUGCAUUCGAGAAAACAACUAAAACCACAAAUAAAGAAAAUCAAAAUAUGUAUAUAU